Molecule: messenger RNA, 11852 nt
Organism: Anguilla rostrata (American eel)
Lineage: Eukaryota; Metazoa; Chordata; Actinopteri; Anguilliformes; Anguillidae
Product: cadherin EGF LAG seven-pass G-type receptor 1-like
Biological process (GO): cell surface receptor signaling pathway; G protein-coupled receptor signaling pathway; homophilic cell-cell adhesion
Cellular component (GO): plasma membrane
Molecular function (GO): calcium ion binding; G protein-coupled receptor activity
Source: RefSeq, a predicted model, not a curated record
CAUUAUUAACUUGGAAGUUUUGUCCUACAAUCGCCACUUGCUGGACACAGGUAAUGACACUGUGCAUUUAACACAUGGAUUUAGAUGAGACGAUGAACAUAAUAGCGUAUACGUUUAGCCUAUAAAACCCAACCAAUGGUGGCCACGUAACUAGAAUAAAUCAUUUUAAAACUGAUUUCAUAUAAAUAGCUGGCUUUACGAGCUAAAGAACGUUUUGACAAUGUAUGGUUCCUUUAAAGAGAGAAAAAUACAGGCUCAGACACGGUAAACUGAAAAAAAAUUGUUCAUUUUGAAAUUCUAUACCUACGUCGUCAUCCGGAGACAAUCAAAUCGUUGGCCCAUCUUUGCAGUCCGAAGUGCUGAUUUUAGAGAUUCAAUCUAGUGCGCAUCCAUGACUAGGCGAUUAGAAACUUUUCAUAAUGUGUAUGGUUAUGCAAACGUAUUUAAUACAGCACACACGUUUACGCGCCUAAUCGAAUUGUAUUCUGUAGCCUAGGUCUAUUAAAUCGUGCAGGCUAUUAGUCUAACAAAUGAAAAUUUCCUUAAGGAAACCAUUUGCCAUGCUUCAAGAAUAUAUUAAAUGCCCUGCACAAACCGAUGACACCGCGGACAUAAGAGAGUGCUAAUGUGAAUAUUUAGCCCUUGCAUGCAGUUAGUACAACUGGGCCUGCUCCCGUGUGUGUGUGUGUGCAAAACACUUUCUGGUCGUCUCGUUUUAAAUGAGGCAUUUAAACAGUUCAAAUAUUAAGUUAAAUUAGUUGGAAUAUUUUAACACUGUCAACGCUUAAUUGCUGCAUUAACGUCCCAGCUGUAGAAUAAUCUGUGCGUUAAAAUGAAAAUGAAAUCAUUGACACCAGGCUAUACAGUAAGAACGGCAGUUUCAUUUCACGCUGUAUUAUCCUGAAAUUAAAAUAACGUGCUUAAGUUGAACAUCCAUAUAUUGCACUGUAGAAACUUCCAAAAUCACCGUUGCAACAUAUUUGUGUAAGUCAAUUAUUACUGGUAAUUUAAAUACUAAUGAGAUAAAAAAUGCAUGUUUUGAAAUGUUGAGUGGAUCUACUGACACUUAAAUUCGAAGCCAACGUCAUUGCAACUUCAAUUAGUUACUUUGUCCAGUCAUGUACCAACUUUUAUUUUAUAUCUCAAGAAAUGUGCACGAGAUUUGGCGGUGGUAAAGUAGAGGGAGCUUCCAGAAGCACUUUGUAAUGACAGAAUACAUUUUAAACACAAUACAUGUUAACAAACUGCCCCCGCAACCCACUGAAGCGUACCGCAAUUCUAAUAUCGAAUAGCUUUGCGAAUUUCCAUGAGAAAGCCCUCUGCGAAAGUUCGCCGUGGGACAAACGCCACAGGUUUAUGCUAAUCACUUGCAGAGGAGGGGCGCGGCGGAGCCAUUUUGUAGUCAUUUUAAACUUAACGUGAAAUAAUGAGACACCGCACCACGGAUAAAACGCUGAGGUGAUUUUUCAACCUUUAAACCAUCCGAUGGAAGAUAAAACUAAAACGAUGAAUGGGGACAAGGUGGGUUAAAUUCUCUUACGAGGUGUUUAGCCCACGCGGACCAGUGUGGAUGCAUGGAGUUUUAAACUAUGGAAUUACAAAUGAACUGGAUAUGGGUUGGUUUUCUGUUCCACGUUCCCUUGAUGGGAUGUUUCGAUUUACACCUUUCGGAAACAUCACACCCAGGGGCCGUUGUGGCGAAUUUAUCACAAGGACCCGGUUGGAUUUAUAGUAUCGACAGAACUUUAACUCCGCAAUUAAUUCAGGACUUUGUCCGAAUAGACAACCAAGACGGACUCCUGGUGCUUUCCAGAAAAGUGGUCUGUGCGCGCUUAUCCAGGAACCCCGUGCCACUUCACAUCAUUGUCAGAUCUUCGACUUCUGGGGAUUUUAUUUUAACGCAUUUUAACGUUUAUGUGCACGGCCAGGACUGCUUUAUUAAAUAUAAGAGGAAGAACUUCGCAGGUAAGCACGAUGUCUUUAUAAAUUACUUUCUAAGUGCGGGGACAACUUCCUGCUUUUCUGCAGGUCGUGCGCUCGUGAAUGUAAAGGAACAUUUACCCGUCUUCCUUCGGAAUGUACCCUUUUCCAAUGGGUCUUGUGCAAAAAAUGACUUGAAAGUAUUUUUUAAUAAUGGAAGUUUGACACUGAGAAAAGACCUCUGCUUGCAGUCCGGGCGGCGCGAGGUGGAUUUACUUUGCACUCUGCACGCCUCGUUCACAAACCGCGUCUCCCUGCGUGUGAAAUUGCGGCUCCCCACAGAACCAAGACGGGGAUUGUUUACAGACUCCGGGAAACCGAAUGCUUGGAGGAUUAGAAGGAAAAGAAACGUGAACACGGCUCCUCAAUUUCAGCUGCCCAGCUAUCAGGUGUCCGUCCCGGAGAACGAGCCGGCGGGAACCCGAGUCAUUACGCUCAAGGCUAUCGAUUCGGACGAUGGGGAGUUCGGCAGACUUGAAUACGUCAUGGAGGCUCUGUUCGACAGCAGGUCCAACGAUUAUUUUCAAAUCGACCCGCAGACCGGCGGCAUCACGACGCUACAGCCCUUGGACAGGGAGCUCAAGGACACGCACGUCUUCAAAGUUACGGCGACCGACGGCGGCGCACCCCCGAGGUCGGCCACCGCUUACCUCACGGUCACCGUCAGCGACAAGAACGACCACGGGCCCGUGUUCGAGCAGACGCAGUACCGCGUCAGCAUCCGGGAGAACGUGGAGGUCGGGUUCGAAGUCCUCACGAUCAGGGCGACGGACGCCGACGCGCCCUCCAACGCCAACACGAUUUACAAGAUCGUGAACGACGGAGGGGCGAACUCGGGUUUCGAAAUCGACCCGCGCAACGGCCUGGUGAAGAUCAGGGUCAGCCCGGACAGGGAGACGCUGUCCCAGUACGAGCUCAUAGUGGAGGCCAACGACCAAGGCAAGGAUCCCGGACCCCGCAGCGCCACGGCGACCGUGCACGUGACCGUGGAGGACGAGAACGACAACUACCCGCAGUUCGGCAAGAGGCGCUACGUGGUGCGGGUCCCGGAGAACGUGCCGCUCAACAGCCAGGUGGCCCAGGUGGAGGCCACUGACCGCGACCAGGGCAGCAACGCCCGGGUGCACUACAGCAUCGUCAGCGGCAACCUGCGCGGCCAGUUCCACAUCCACUCGGCCACGGGCGCCAUCGACGUCGUCAACCCGCUCAACUACGAGGACAUCCGGGAGUACAACCUGCGCGUGAAGGCGCAGGACGGCGGGCGGCCCCCCCUCGUCAACGCGACGGGCGCGGUGGUGGUCCAGGUGGUGGACGUCAACGACAACGCCCCCAUGUUCGUCAGCACCCCCUUCCAGGCCAGCGUGCUGGAGAGCGUCGCCGUGGGCCACUCGGUCCUCCACGUCCAGGCCGUCGACUCGGACUCGGGCGACAACGCCCGCCUGGCCUACCGGCUGGUGGGCACCGCGCCGGGCUUCCCGUUCGCCAUCGACAACCGGACCGGGUGGGUCGCCGUGGCGGCGGAGCUGGACCGGGAGACGACGGAGUCCUACGCCUUCGGCGUGGAGGCGCGGGACCACGGCGUCCCCCCGAUGACGUCCUCGGCCAGCGUCAGCGUCACGGUCCUGGACGUGAACGACAACGUCCCGGCCUUCACGCAGAAGGCGUACGAGCUGAGGGUGAGCGAGGACGCGGCGGUCGGGAGCAGCGUGCUGGCGGUCACCGCCGUCGACCGGGACGCCAACAGCGCGGUGACGUACCAGAUCGCCAGCGGCAACACGCGCAACCGCUUCGCCAUCGCCAGCCAGAGCGCCGGCGGGCUCAUCACGCUGGCGCUGCCGCUCGACUACAAGCAGGAGCGGCAGUACGUGCUGACGGUCACCGCCUCGGACGGCUUGCGCUACGACACCGCCCAGGUGUGCGUCAACGUGACCGACGCCAACACCCACCGGCCCGUCUUCCAGAACGCCAACUACCAGGCCACCAUCGGCGAGGACCGGCCCGCGGGCUCCACGGUGGUGACGAUCGUCGCCACGGACGAGGACGCCGGCGAGAACGCCCGGGUCACCUACGCCCUGGAGGACAACGUGCCCCAGUUCCGGAUCGACCCGGACACGGGCACCAUCACCACCCGCACCGAGAUCGACUACGAGGACCAGGCCUCCUACACGCUGGCCGUGGUCGCCCGCGACAACGGCGACCCCCAGAAGUCGGACACCGCGUACGUGGAGGUCGUCGUCCUGGACGCCAACGACAACGCGCCGCAGUUCCUCCAGGGCGCGUACCGGGCGAGCGUGCCCGAGGACGCCGAGGUCCACACCAGCGUGGUCCAGGUCGCCGCCUCCGACCGCGACUCGGGCUCCAACGGCCGGGUGAGCUACACCUUCCAGGGCGGGGACGACGGCGACGGCGACUUCUUCGUCGAGCCGUACUCCGGGAUCGUCCGCACGGCGCGGAGGCUGGACCGGGAGAACGUCCCGGCCUACAGGCUCAGGGCCUUCGCGGUGGACCGCGGCGUCCCCCCUCUCCGGGCGGCGGUGGACGUCCAGGUGUCGGUGCUGGACGUCAACGACAACGCGCCGGCGUUCGAGAGGGACCGGCUGGACGUCUUCGUGGAGGAGAACAGCCCCGUUGGGUCCGUGGUGGCCCAGAUCGCGGCGUCGGACCCGGACGAGGGGAGCAACGCCCAGAUCAUGUACCAGAUCGUGGAGGGCAACGUCCCCGAGGUCUUCCAGCUGGACGUCUUCACGGGGGACCUGGUCCCCCUGGCGGACCUGGACUUCGAGUCCAGGGCGGAGUACGUGAUCGUCGUCCAGGCGACCUCGGCGCCGCUGGUCAGCCGGGCCACCGUCCGUGUGCGCCUGGUGGACGUCAACGACAACGAGCCCGUCCUGAAGGACUUCGAGAUCGUCUUCAACAACUACGUCACCAACAAGUCCAGCAGCUUCCCCGCGGGGGUCAUCGGGAAGGUCCCCGCCCGCGACCCGGAUGCUUCCGAUAAGCUCCGCUACGCCUUCGUGGAGGGGAACGAGCUGAGCCUCCUGCUCCUGAACCCGGACACGGGCGACCUGCGGCUCAGCAAGGACCUGGACAACAACCGAGCCCUGGAGGCCGCCAUGAAGGUGUCCGUCACGGACGGGCUCCACGUCGUCACGGCGCUCUGCACCCUGCGCGUCACCAUCGUCACGGACGACAUGCUGACCAGCAGCAUCACGGUGCGCCUGGAGAACAUGUCCCAGGAGCGCUUCCUGUCCCCGCUCCUCUCGCUCUUCUCCCAGGGCGUGGCCGCCGUCCUCUCCACCGCCGCCGACCGCGUCUUCGUCUUCAACGUCCAGAACGACGCCGACGCCCACGGCGGCCAGGCGGCGGUGGCGGCGGCGGCAGGCAUCCUCAACGUCACCUUCUCGGCCCUGCCCCCCGGGGCCCCGCCCGGGCGCUUUGUCCCGUCCGAGGAGCUGCGGGAGCGCGUCUACCUCAACCGCACGCUCCUGACGCGCGUGUCCGCGCAGCGCGUGCUGCCCUUCGACGACAACAUCUGCCUGCGCGAGCCGUGCGAGAACUACAUGCGCUGCGUCUCCGUGCUGCGCUUCGACAGCUCGGCGCCCUUCAUCGCCUCCGACACCGUCCUCUUCCGGCCCAUCCACCCGGUGAACGGCCUGCGCUGCCGCUGCCCGCGCGGCUUCGCGGGAGACUACUGCGAGACGGAGGUGGACCUCUGCUACUCCGCCCCCUGCCUCAACAACGGGCGCUGCCGCAGCCGGGAGGGCGGCUACACCUGCGAGUGCCCGGAGGACUUCACCGGCGAGCGCUGCGAGGUGGACGCCCGCUCGGGGCGCUGCGUCCCGGGCGUGUGCCGGAACGGCGGGACGUGCGUGGACCUGCUGGUGGGGGGGUUCGCGUGCCGGUGCCCCGCCGGGGCCUUCGAGGGGCCCUACUGCCGCGUGGGCGCCCGCGGCUUCCCCGGCCAGUCCUUCAUCACCUUCAGGGGCCUCAAGCAGAGGUUCCACUUCACCGUGUCUUUCAUGUUCGCCACUCGCGAGCGGAACGCGCUGCUGCUGUACAACGGGAGAUUCAACGAGAAGCACGACUUCAUCGCCCUGGAGAUCGUCGACGAGCAGAUCCAGCUCACCUUCUCUGCAGGAGAGACCAAAACUACGGUGUCACCCAUUGUCCCCAGCGGGGUCAGCGAUGGCCAGUGGCACUCUGUUCAGCUGCAUUAUUACAACAAGGAUAGCCUGCACCUCCUGGACUCCAGCGGGGUGCUGCGUAUCCCCCUUUACACAGCUUGGCUGGAGCUGACACACAAGGAGCCCAACAUCGGACGCUUGGGCAUUCCUCAGGGACCCUCGGGGGAGAAGGUGGCGGUGGUCGCCGUGGACGACUGCGACAUCGCCAUGGCGGUGCGCUUCGGGAGCCAGCUCGGGAACUACUCCUGCGCCGCCCAGGGAACACAGACCGGCCAGAAGAAGCGCGGUGACCUGACGGGCCCGCUGCUGCUGGGCGGGGUUCCCGACCUCCCCGAGGACUUCCCGGUGCGGAGCGCGAAACUUGUGGGGUGCAUCUUGCACCUUGACCAUCGAACGAGGCAGUGUGACAUGGGGGAGUCGCCACACGGGACCACGGCGGGCUGUGCGGCGAAGAGGGACUUCUGCACAGGGAACCUGUGCCAGAACGGCGGGCUGUGCGUUAACCAGUGGAACACGUACUCCUGCAGCUGCCCUCUGAGCUAUGGAGGGAAGAACUGCGAGCAAGCAAUGCCGUCCCCCCAGCUCUUCGACGGCCGCGCCCUGGUGUCCUGGAGCGACCCGGACGUCACCAUCGGGGUGCCCUGGUACCUGGGCCUGAUGUUCCGCACGCGGCAGGGCCACGGGACGCUGAUGCAGGUGGACGCUGGAGACGCCUCCCAGAUCAGCCUACUGAUCAGGGACAGCCUGCUGUGCUUCGAGGUGGCGCUCGGGGAGAAGGCGCUGGCGUCGCUGGCGCUGCCCCAGGUGCGGGUGAACGACGGGCGGUGGCAUCACGUCCUGGUGGAGCUCAAGAGCGCCAAAGAUGGGAAGGACAUCAAGUACAUGGCGCUGGUGUCUCUGGACUACGGCAUGUUCCAGAGGACGGUGCAGAUCGGGAACGAGCUGCCGGGCCGGCGGCUGAGGAGCCUGUCCGUGGGCGGGGUGCCGGGGCCCGACGGCUCGGUGCUGCGCGGGUUCCAGGGCUGCAUGCAGGGGGUGCGGAUGGGGGAGACGGCCACCAACACGGCCAACGUCAACAUGCAGCAGGGCCGGAGGGUGGGGGUGGAGGAGGGCUGCGGCACGGCCGACCCCUGUGGCCCCUCCUCCUGCCCCCAGCACAGCCGCUGCAGCGACGCCUGGAACGCGCACACCUGCGUCUGUGAGCCAGGGUACUUUGGGAAGGACUGCGUGGACGCCUGUCAGCUCAACCCGUGCGAGCACGUGUCCAGCUGCGUCCGCGCGCCCAGCUCCGCCCACGGCUACGCCUGCCAGUGCGGGAGCAGCUACUACGGGCAGUACUGCGAGAAGAAGGUGGACCAGCCAUGCCCCAGGGGCUGGUGGGGGAACCCCGUGUGCGGACCCUGCGGCUGUGACGUCAAGAAGGGCUUCAACUCGGACUGCAACAAGACCACCGGAGAGUGCCGGUGCAAGGAUAACUACUACAGGCCGGAGGGAGAGGACGCGUGCUACCCGUGCGAGUGCUACGCGCUGGGGGCGCUGGGGCGCGCCUGCCACGCCCGCUCGGGGCAGUGCCGCUGCAAGCCGGGCGUCAUCGGCCGCCGGUGCAACCAGUGCGACAACCCCUUCGCCGAGGUGGCGCCCGGCGGGUGCCAGGUCGUUUACGAGGGCUGUCCGAAGGCGUUCGAGGCGGGAAUCUGGUGGCCUAAAACCAAAUUCGGACUCCCCGCCGCCGUCCCCUGUCCCCCGGGGUCCGUCGGCACCGCGGUUCGGCACUGCAGCGAGACGCAGGGCUGGCUCCGCCCGGAGCUCCUCGACUGCACCUCCCUCACCUUCUCCCGGCUGGCCAAGAUGAGCGACGAGCUCCACGGCAACCAGACGGCGAUGGACGGGCAGCGGUCGGAGAGCGUCGCCCGGCAACUGCGGAACGCCACCGACCACACGCGCGGCUUCUACGGCAACGACCUGCGGACGGCGCACCACCUGAUCUCCCAGGUGCUGCGGCACGAGGCCCGCCAGCGGGGCUUCCUCCUGGCCGCCACGCGGGACGCGCAGUUCCACCAGAAUAUCGUCAGGGCGGGAAGCGCCAUCCUGGACCCUAGCAACAAGGAGCACUGGGACCUGAUCCAGCGGUCGGAGGGAGGCUCCGCCCACCUGCUGCGUGACUUUGAGGAGUACGCCGGCACGGUGGCGCAGAACAUGAGGAAGACCUACCUGAAACCCUUCACCAUUGUGACGGACAACAUGAUCCUUGCCGUGGAUUACCUGGACUCCUCCGAUCCGGACCGCGCGAAGAUGCCUCGCUUCCCCGAGAUCCAGGAGCCGUAUCCCGAAGACCUGGAGUCCUCCGUGCAGUUCCCGGAGUUCACGGAAAACACGGCGGACGGCGAAGGUAGACAUUCGCCCUGGGGGACGCGCACCGUCCCGCCUUUUCGUUCUACUGGGGUACACCCCCUCAGCUCUCGCGUCUAUAGAAAACCCCGCUCACAAAAGCCAGUGUCAAUCUCCACACACAAACUCAGAGCUGCCGUCCCCUCUCCCUCCUCACUGCCCAUGCGGCCCGUCAUCAACACGGCCGUGGUGAGCGCCGUGGUGCACCGCGAGGGGGGGCCCCUGCCCGCCCGCCUGGAGCGCCCCGUCACCCUGGAGUACCGCCUCCUGGAGACGGAGGAGCGGAGCAAGCCCGUCUGCGUCUUCUGGAACCACUCCGUCCCGGUCGGCGGGCCGGGCGGCGGGACGGGCGGCUGGUCCUCGAGGGGGUGCGCGCUGGCGUCCCGAAAUGCCACCCACGUCAGCUGCCGCUGCAGCCACCUGACCAGCUUCGCCGUGCUCAUGGACGUGUCCAGACGAGAGCACGGGGAGGUCCUCCCCCUGAAGGCGGUGACCUACGCCUGCCUGGCGGUCUCCCUGGCGACGCUCCUGCUGACGCUAGCCGUGCUAGCCGCCCUCCGCGCGCUGCGCUCCAACCUGCACAGCAUCCACAAGAACCUGCUGGGGGCGCUCUUCCUCUCCCAGCUCACCUUCGUCGUCGGGAUCACCCAGACGGAAAGCCCGCUGCUGUGCUCGGUGGCGGCCAUGCUGCUGCACUACUUCCCCAUGUGCGCCUUCGCCUGGAUGUUCGUGGAGGGCCUGCACGUCCACCGCAUGCUGACCGAGGUGCGCAACAUCGACCACGGCCGCAUGCGCUUCUACUACACCGUGGGCUGGGGCCUCCCCGCCAUCAUCACCGGCUUGGCUAUGGGGCUGGACCCCCAGGGCUACGGGAACCCGGACUUCUGCUGGCUGUCCAUCCACGACACGCUCAUCUGGAGCUUCCUGGGCCCCGUCGCCGUGGUGGUUCUGGUCAACGUUGUCGUGUUUGUGCUGGCCGGGAAGGCCGCCUGCGGUCGAAGGCACCGGCCGUUCGAGAAGUCCGGAAUCAUCUCGGCCCUGCGGACCGCCUUCCUGCUCCUGGUGCUCAUCAGCGCCACCUGGCUGCUGGGCCUGUUGGCGGUCAACAGCGACGUCUUGGUCUUCCACUACCUGUUCGCCAUCUUCAGCUGUCUGCAGGGCGUGUUCGCGUUCCUCUUCUACUGCGUGCUGAACAAAGACGCGCGGAGGGGCCUGAAGGCUGCCGUCACGGGGAAGACAUCGACGACCGUUCCGGAAGAUUCCACCACGACCCGCGCCUCCCUCCUGACGCGCUCGCUGAACUGCAGUAACACGCACACGGACGAGGGGGCGCUGUUCCGCACGCCCAUCGGGGAGUCCACCGUGUCCAUGGAGAGCACCGUCCGGUCAGGACAGAGCCACAGUGGCAGCUACCGCAUCUACACCCUCAGGGACGGCUCCAGGCAGAAGCUCGGCGGGUCGUCCAGCGCGGCCAAAGCAGCCCGCGGGGAGGGAGAGCCCGCCUCCCACCGCCGCCGCACCAAACGCCGGGGCUCCGAUUCGGACAGCGAGGGCUCGGGGGAGGAGCGGAGCGGCUCCUACGCCUCCUCGCGCUCCUCCGACACUGAGGACGGCGGGGCGGACCCCGAACCCAAGUGGAACAACGAGCGGGAGCCCCUGCACAGCACCCCACGAGUGGACUCCGUGUCCAAUCACGUGAAGCCUUACUGGCCGGUGGCCACGACCACGUGCAGCGACAGCGAGGGCGUGGGCGUGGGCGUGCCGGACGAGCUGAGGGCGGAGACCAAAGUGAGGGUGGAGCUCCACCCGGAGGGCAAGCUGAACCACGACGGAGACCCGCCCCCGCCGGACAAGGAGCUGCCCGCGGAGCCCCCCGACCAGCAGGGGGCGCCCACGGCCCAGCCCAACAGCAAACUCAAGCCGGAGCACAGGAAGGGAAUCCUGAAAAACAAGAUCGCCUACCCUCCGCCUCUUUCGGACAUGAAGAACAUGAAGAACCGCCUCCGGGAGAAGCUGUCGGACUACAACCCCCCCGCCAUCGCGCCCCGGACGCCGUCGGCGGGGUCCGGCGAGGGGCCCCGCCCCAGCAACGGCACCAACGGCGUCCUGAUCAAGCCCCCCCGAGAGCGGCCCAACGGGGUCGUCGUGGCGCUCCAGGGCGGGGUCGUCAACGGAGGCCACGCCUCCGACUCAGAUGGCAGUAAUGAGACUUCAAUCUGACCGUGCAGGAGAGGAGUUUCGACUAGACCGUGCACGCGGGGUGCCCCGCCCCCUGCAGACACUGCAGGCCACACCCCUUCAGCUCCCAUGGAGACCAGUAUUAUGGCGGACUUGCGCCUGCCAGAUUAUAAGGGAAUGUGAUAGACCUGUGCCAAACUGCGGGCGGAGGUGGAAACUGCAUCUCCCAGCAUGCAACUGUGAUCUUCAGACUGAAGCCUGGGAUGAUGAAAGAGGGACGGAACACUGGCAUAAUCACUUUUUUAUACAGAAACCCAAGCGGAGCCAAUCACCACCAAUCAUAGAGCAUGUUGGUACUGAUAAACAGAGCAACGGCAACUGUAAUUGGUCAAUAACUUCUGGUUAUACUGCCUUUAUAUAAUUAGAGACCUUGGAUAACCAAAUAGUGUUCCAUCAAAUAGUGUUCCAUUACCACUGGCUUGGUUUGUUUGUUAUUGCCAAUAUACUGUCUGAUUGGAGGGGUUCCUCUUUGGUUUAUGAGUGAGAGGUGACAACAACAGAGUCCGUUUUCCAUCUCUGAAGACCCAGGAAGUAGAUGUAAAACGUCAAAUACACGACUCAGUGACCAGGCGGCGCCGUUUCGCUGUUGCUCACCCCAGUUUGGUGCCAAGCGUGACGGACAGAGCCAGACAUCACGGCGACGCCAGGAUGGGACGUGGCCCCCGCAUGGUCCCAUAGGAGCCACCGGAGCAGGGGUCAUGGACACACCCUAGGCGAACUGGGACUGCCGGAUUUCUGCAGGGCAAACUGUCCUAAGGGGGCUCCCUCCCCCAGAAGGAAAGAGCCCCCCCUGCCCACAGAACCGAAACAGUCCCAACAGUGGACCCCCCCGUGUAAAAAUGUGUAGAUAAUUUUAUGACGGUAUAUUUUUGUAUUCCGUUUGAAAGGACGGAGAGAAACGUUUAUUAUUUGUAUCUUGCGGUAAGUGUUCUUAGGGUUACGUCGUGUGCCCUCGCUGGACCUUCCCCUGUUGGGUUAAUAGGAGGCUGCUCUUAGGUGUUUAGUUUGCACGUUUGUCCCUCGGCAUCGACUUGUCCAGUCUAAAAAUGGCAUUCGUCGUGA